GUGGUAGUUAUAAAUGAUGAUGAACAACCCAAUGAUGAAGUUGUAGAACAACCAAUUAGUGAUAGUGAGGAAGAAUUUCAUGGACAUGACAGACAGAAUGAAAAAUUAUACCUGUCAAUUUCAUAAACUCUCAGUGGGAAAACACCAUUUUAUUUUUGAUGACCAAGAGCACUGCAAAAAAGAAAGUCAUCAAAGACAUCACAUAUUUGAUGAAAACUAUGCAAAUGUUAUUAGGAGAAAACAUUCUUAUGGUGUCAAUUACUUCAAGCCUAAAACUAUAGAACAACUGUGUUUUCGUUUACAAAAGCAUUUCCUGUUUCAAAUGCUGGACCCAAAGUAUCCAGCAACAGGACUAAGAAUCCACAUGAUGAUGUGUGUACAGACAAAUUCAUGUCUGUACAAGUUAUUCUGCAGAAACCAAACACUAUCACUCAAUUACUCGGCUUAUCUGCUUUUGAAUGAAGCUUUGGCCUUCAUCGUAGCCUGUUACAAGAAUAUAACCUACUUAGAGGCCGAUGAAGGCUGCAGAGAGACAGAAGUGGAAAUUGGGGAUUUGAUCCGUAAAACAAGAAAAAAUUGUGUUUGAAUAUUGACAUUUCAGUGACAGUGUUUGUAUCUGAAGGGCUUCUAUUUCAAUAAUUAUGUUUACUUUGAACUUAGAAUUUUACAUUUAUCUUCUUAGUAUCUAUUUUUCACUGAUGAUAAAUGCUCUUAUUCAUUGCUUUUAUUUUCCCCCAUUUAGUUGCGGGCAUUUAGAUUUACCCUUGUCCGUCCGGCCGUUCUCUUUUGUGUCGCACGUACCUCAAAAAGUAUUUAACCUAGAGUCAUGAAAUUUUUACAGGCCCUUGACUUAAUAAAAUUUUGCAAUUUUCAACUUGUGUCACAUGUAACUCAAAAAAUAUUUGACCUAGAGUCAUGAAACUUUACAGGAAUGUUGAUCAGCAUGUGUAGUUGUGCACCUUGGUAUUUUCGUCUGGAUUUUUUUUAGUAUUUUUAGAGUUAUUGCCCUUGACUUAGUAAAAAAAUUUCAAUUUUCAACUUGUGUUGCAUGUAAAUCAAAAAGUAUUUGACCAAGAGUCAUGAAACUUUACAGGAAUGUUGAUCACCAUGUGUAGUUGUGCACCCGGUUGUUUUCGUCUGGAUUUAUUUAGUACUUUUAGAGUUAUUGCCCUUGACUUAGAAAUUUUUUGCAAUUUUCAGCUUAUGUCGCAUGUAUCUCAAAAAGGAUUUGACCUUGAGUCAUUAAACCUUACGGGAAGGUUGCUCAGCAUAUUAAGUUUUGCACCUGGGGUUUGGCUUUUUAGAUUUAUCCACUUUUUGAAGAGUUAUUUCCCUUGACUUAGUAAAAACCGUUUCAUUAUGUUAUCUGUUCCUUGAGUGCUUGAGUUAGAAUCAACCAACUUUACAGGAAUAAUGAUCAACAUCACUAAAUUACAGGAAUAAUGAUUCACAUCACUGUGAAGCUAUGCACCUGGGACUUUGCAUGUGGAUUUUUUUCAGUUUUGUUAUAGUUAUUGCCCUUGAGUUACAGUAGUAUAAAUUUGCAAUUUUCAACUUGUUCAUGCAUAGCUCAAAAAGUGUUUCACUUGAAGGCCUGAAAGUUUACAAGAAUGUUGGUCAGCAUGUGUACUUAUGCACCUUGGGGUUUGCUUGUGGAUUAAUUCAGUAUUUGUAAAGUUCUUGCCCUUUACUUAGUAAAAGAUUUUUAGUUUUCAAAAAAUAUUUGACCUAGAGUCAUUAGAUUGACAGAACAGUGGCGCGGUGGGGGCACCAGUGUCCUAUGGACACAUUUCUAGUUUAUUAUAAGGUUUAUAACUCUUUCAUCUAUAUUUUAGGAGGUAUCUCCUCUUAAAACUUAGAAUUUUGUUUGAAAAAAGUGUAUAAGAACUUCAUAUUAUUGUCUUUCCAUUUCAACACUAUAAUUUCUUUUGAUAUUUUAUGGUUCAUAAAGUCAUACAUGCUAUGUUGUGUAAAAAUGUUGGAUCUUCAAAAUGUAUAAUCCAGUAAAAAGUCUGUUGGACUGUUAUGAUUUUGGAACAACACAUCUUGUGUUGAUUCAGCUAAAUUUCAUCUAAUUUUUAUAGCUUGGCUAGAUACUUAGCGAAACUGGUUCCAACGAUUUCAGGAAUGUGGAACAUUAAGGCUAUAUAUAAAAGCAAUUUAAAACAGAGUUUAGAUUUGGACCAUAUUUACAUAUAUUGCCAUUCAAGUUAAGAAAUGCUUUAUCAAAACUAAGAUUAUUUUCACACAAACUGGCUUUUGAUACUGUAGGCUAUUCUAGAAACAGAGUGGAAAGAAAUGAGUGUUAUUGUAUUUUUUGUCAAAACAGAGAUAUUGGAGAUGAAUAACAUUUCGAUAUAUAAUGUAUGUUGUACGAACAUUUUAGAAAACAAUAUAUUAAAGCCUUUUAUUAUAGGAGAGCAACUGUUACAAAGUUUACAGAUUUUUUUAAGAGUGAACAUCAAGCUUUUAUACUUAGGAAGUCUUUGCUUUGUUAAAUUUGCCAAUAUGGAAUUUUAUGGAUUUUGUGUAGGGUAUUGAUAUGUAUGUAAACAUCUUAUUCAUCCUCCACAAACAACAUGUUGACCAUGUAAAUUGUGUUUACUGUUUGUUAAAUCACAUGUUAAAAUUAUGUUGUAUAGGUAUAUGCAAAUGUAUGACCAAAAACUGUACUGUUUACAUCAAUUAAAUUGUCUAUCUAUCUUUCAAUACAUCCAUCCAUCAUUAAUAUCAUAAAUGCAUUGCGCAAUAACAGUAAUUGAGUUUUAUUAAUUUUGGCUUGGACAGUUUUGAUCAGAUCACAGAGUAAAUUUGAAUUAUUAAUUAAAAUCAUGAGGUGAAAGAGUGCAAACUUCUAGGAUGAUAACCUCACAAUUAACUGUUAUGUAUCCUAAUUUUAUCCAAGCUACAACACAAAAAUAAAUCAGAAAUAUCAUCUUGAAUCUUCAGUGUUUUAUCCUUCACCUUUUGCGUUAAUGCCCUUUGAUUUGUUGUAUUAUGUCAUGGUAGGAAAUGGAUCAAUUUUUUUUUUAUAGACAGGGGAUUUGGCAGAUUUUGACUGCUUCUUGUUUAACUUAUAUGUAUUAAUUUGUUACAAUUGUUUUGAUGUGUAAUAAAUAAGACAUGCAAGUUAAUCUGAAUCAUGUGAAGCAUUCACUGCAAUUUGUCUGUUAUAGUGAAAAAUGUUAUAAAUGUAUAAAGACCUUAAGUUUCUGAUUCUUAGGAUUCUUAGGAUUUCACUUAUUUCCUUGAAAUGUAUUUUACUUUACAUGUAUUUUAUUGUGUGAUGUUAAAAAAAUGAAUAAUAACUGUAAAUUUACUGAUUUAUAUAAUUCCAAACAUUUCUGUGAAAUGUACUCAUAUGUUUUAAAAGGAUAUAUAGGCAAUUUUUCAUGUCCCCUUGAAGAGAUAUUGUUUUGCUAAUGUCUGUCGUUCUGUCCAUCGGUAGACCAUAUGGUUUUCGCUGAUUAUAUUAUAAAGUAUUGAUCACAAAGUCUUCAUAUUUCAUUAACUACAAGAUAACCCCUAUUGAUUAAGGGGUCACUAGGUCACAGGUACCUUAAUUGUCAGAAUGGUUUCCAUUCAUUAUCUUGAAAACUUUUUAUGGCAAACUCUUCAUUAUUUUUCUUUUUAUCACAACUGAACACUUCCAUGUACCCUUUUAUGGCAAGUUUCUAUAACAGAAUAUACCAAUAAUGUGAGUUAAGGGCUAGAAAGGUGGGGGGCAUAUGUAUCAUUCGACAUUUCUUGUUUAUUUAUUUCUGAAAUUUUCAUCCAAUAUUGUAUUGAUGUCCUCAAAAUGAAUACACUAAGCAGUCACAGGUACCAAAACAUUUCUCCUUAUAAAGGAAAAAACAGGCGGUCUGUACUUGACCAGUGUUCAGAAAUUCAUUUUUUUGCGUUAAAUAUCGAAGUGAACUUUGGGACCAUAAAAGUAUCCAUAUUAUGUAACGACUUAGACUUGUUCCACACUUGUAAUAUUUGCCAUGUUUGUUUUUGUAGGGCUUGUUACAUGAUGUUCCACACUUGUACUUUUUGCCAUGCUUGUUUUUGUAGCGCUUGUUACAUGAUGUGUUUAAAAGUUACUCUGUGAUAACAUCUGCAUUUUAGUUUCGUUUAACAUAUGUUCAUUUAUUACACUUCAAGAUUUUUUCUGCCUUUUUGAUUGGAUAUUGAUCACCCUAAAGAAAUUGAUAUUACCGAGCCAGACGGGUAAUAUACGCACUAAAUUUCCCCAUGGGGUACCCCACGUUGUAAACAACAUGGGCUGUGGCGAUGCGCGUACAUUUUGAUUUUACACGAUGUUAAUUCCGAUUUACAAGCAGUUUUUAACUGUCAAAUGAUAAAUAUUUACCAAAAUAGAGUAAUGAUACAUAUUCUCAUCACUAUUGAAAACAAAUAUGACCUUGUGAAAGCUUGAUAUUAAUUCCAAAAAAAUGCGUUCAACAUACUACUCUUUUUCUCUUGUUUCGAAAGAAAGUUAGUCAUGUAUUUAUGUGACGUCACGUUGUGGUGAAGGGGUACCCUAAAGGGAAUCUUAUUUCGACGUUUCAUUUGAAGUAGCAAUGAUUUAUUUUAAAAUCGUCUGAACUCGGCAGGGGGAGGGUAAUAAAAUUAUUAGUUUGGUUUUGGAGUGAUAUAUAUGUGGAUAUAUUACCUGCAAAGAUAAAAAACCUUGCCUAAUGGCUUUGGU
Molecule: messenger RNA, 4693 nt
Organism: Ruditapes philippinarum (Manila clam)
Lineage: Eukaryota; Metazoa; Mollusca; Bivalvia; Venerida; Veneridae
Source: RefSeq, a predicted model, not a curated record